CAGCUUCACUGUAGUCUCUCUUCCCUACAGAGCGUAGAAAGUGCGACUGUGGCACGAAGUAGGAAACUAUUCUAUUUUUCAUGGAUGUAGACAUGGGGAACUGUGUGUUUGUAAUCCUGCUGAUUUUAGGACACAUCAAGACAGGGACAGCUCUUACUGAAGCGAGUCUGCACCUUGACUGCACCAACGACGCAGACAAACAGAUGUCUUGCGAAUAUGAGGCACAAAACUGCUCAGACUACAACGUGUCGCUGCGGAACAACGUCUACAACGAAACAAACCAUUGCGUUCCCAUGCAGUCUAGCAGUGGACGGUGUCGUUGCUCUGUCAACACAUUAAUCAUCUACGGAGAGAGUCAGACUGCAAUGAUUUGGAAAGGAGGCCAAAUGAUGGAGUCCAAAAUCAUUGACAUUUAUAAGAGCAUUAAGCCCAGAGUUCCAGAAAUCAUCUCAGUGGAGGAAGCUAAUGGAAAGUUUCUCAUCAAGUGGAAAACAAACAUGGACGGCUGGUUAGCUGAAGAAUUACAUGCCAAUGUGAUGUACCACAAAAAGGGAGACACAGAAGAGGUCAAUCAGCGUGUCGACCCGACUAUGAUUGAUAAAUUGAAUAUCUAUGAGAUAGAUGGUCGAAAUUUAGAGCCAAGCACGACAUAUGUGGUCAGUGUGAAAAGCUACACUGAUUGGAGUGACAAGUUCAGUGACAGCAGCAAAGAAUUUGAGUUCACUACCCCUGCUGCCUCCUCUAAUUCCCUGCCCUUGGCUCUCAUCAUCAGCCUCAGUAUCGCUUCAAUCCUCAUCAGCGGUGUUAUAUUCGGCUGUUUUGUAAAGUUAAAGACAAAGUGGUGGGACACAGUCGCCAAAUGUCCAAAUCCAAAACUUCUUGUUAUGCAUCCUUAUGAACAAGCGUUCUUGAGGCCUGAGUUGCUCAUCACCUCCUAUGUCUCUGUUGAACCCCUUAUUCCAGACGACUGCCCAUGGUCAAAGGGGUCACUGACAGACUCCAGCAGUGAGAAGUAUCAGCAAAGCAGUGGAAUCAGCACUGGCUCGUCUUCGCUUAGUUAUGCCAACGCGGAACCAACGGACAUUGCAGCCUGUGUUAAUGAAGCCCUGAGCAAAGCCUUCCCCAAUAUUGUGCCAAUGUCAUUUGUAACCACCAAUCUGUCUAAAGAAUCCAACAGAGACAGUGGGUCAUUCUCCAGUGCCAGAGCUGAUAACAUUCAUUCUGAUUCGUUCGGUUUUGACAACAAAACCUACUCAAUUCUCAUUCCCAGCUGUUCACAUCAGACACAGGCUAAAAUGUUGUGUGACUCUGAGUAUCAUCCGAGUGAGGCUGACAUCACGGUGACUUGUCCUGACCAACAGGCAGCAGCAUUUCUUCUUAAUUUGCCCCUGAUGGUGCCAUCUCAACUGGCAACAGACAUGUCAUAUCAGCGGUACAAAGCAGACUCAGGGCAAUUGUCAUAUGUAGGAGACUCUAGUCUGUCCUCCAACUCUAGUGGCGCCCACACCAUGGCCUCAUGUGAAACAGGUGUGGAGGCUGGAUGUGAGAGCUUUGAUGAGGUCGUCAGUUGUGAGACAAAGCCAAUUGGGAAAAGUGGUGAUGAAUUUCCUUCAGUGGAUGAUGCCAACCAGGCAUUUCAGAAGGAAGUGGGGCAGCCUGGUCCUGAGAGACAGGAAUUUUGGGUUAAAUAUCCAGUGGAAUCUUUCGCCAAGUUCACUCCUGGCUCCAUUCACAAUGUCCAAAGUGGCCAGUGUCAGUCUGAGCUUCAGAGGCAUUUGUUCUCGUUGAUCUCUGCAGAGAAGCCUGUGCCAGUUAUUACAAGCAGUGGAUAUCAAAGUGUUUAGUGCUGAACUGAGAUGGCUCGAAAGCUAAUAUUUCUUUCUCAACUGUAAGAAAACUCUUUAAAGGUCACGUAUGUAACAUUUAGAUGAGUUUAUUGGCAGAACCCAUUUAUAAUUAUGUAUUUUAGGGAAGGACUUUAUGUUUUGGUGGCAGCCAUUUGUAAGUGAGAGAGCAUGUUUUCACAUUUUGAAAAUGGCCUAUUACACAAAUAUAACAAAGAAGAACAACAUCCUUCCUGGUAUGUGCAGGCCACCAUAGCUCCAUAACACACUUGGCAAAGGGAGAGGUGACAGGUCUCACCUGUAAGAUCAUUGCUUUUCUACUGCACUUUUCUUCUACACUUUUGCACUUUAAGAAUAUGUAUCUUGUGAAUGCUUUGGACAUGUGUGUAUUUUUUUUAUAUGUGGUGGUUCAUUUGAAUAUGAAAUACUGUAUAUGUUAAGUUCAACUUUCCUUUGUAAAAGUUCUCACAGAGAACCGUAUGCGUCAACGAUUUUUGAAUGCCUGUCUGAAACAAAUGCUUGAAAUAAAAGCCAAAGUAUAGC
Molecule: messenger RNA, 2387 nt
Organism: Solea senegalensis (Senegalese sole)
Lineage: Eukaryota; Metazoa; Chordata; Actinopteri; Pleuronectiformes; Soleidae
Exons: 10
Coding region: 81-1844 (587 amino acids)
Molecular function (GO): protein binding
Source: RefSeq, a predicted model, not a curated record